AUGAACUCGUUCCGCUUCGCCCGCGUGGCUCUCCGAGCUCGCCCCUCAGCUCUGCGAGUUCCCGCCCAGCGAAGAACCUACGCUGAGGCCGUCUCCGACAAGAUCAAGCUGAGCCUGUCCCUCCCUCACCAGACCAUCUACAAGUCCCAGGAGGUCGUUCAGGUCAACAUCCCCGCUGAGUCGGGCGAGAUGGGUGUUCUUGCCAACCACGUUCCCUCGAUCGAGCAGCUUAAGCCUGGUGUGGUUGAGGUUGUUGAGGAGAGCGGUGCUUCCAAGCAGUUCUUCCUUGCCGGUGGAUUCGCUACUGUUCAACCCAACUCUAUCAUGAGCGUCAACGCCCCUGAAGGUUACCCUAUCGAGGAUUUCAGCGCCGAUGCCGUCCGUGCCCAGAUCGCUGAGGCCCAGAAGGUCGCCAAUGGUAGUGGAAGCGAGCAGGAUAUUGCCGAGGCCAAGAUCGAGCUGGAGGUUCUCGAGACUCUGGCUGCCCAUGUCAAAUAA
This is a messenger RNA of Clonostachys rhizophaga, 498 nucleotides long. NCBI's taxonomy places the organism in Eukaryota, Fungi, Ascomycota, Sordariomycetes, Hypocreales, Bionectriaceae. The record is from the annotation of a GenBank genome assembly.